This is a messenger RNA of Serinus canaria (Common canary), 1025 nucleotides long. RefSeq names its product myo-inositol oxygenase (gene MIOX). Gene Ontology annotation, biological process: inositol catabolic process. NCBI's taxonomy places the organism in Eukaryota, Metazoa, Chordata, Aves, Passeriformes, Fringillidae. The transcript is spliced from 10 exons. The record is from RefSeq and is a predicted model, not a curated record. Gene Ontology annotation, molecular function: iron ion binding; inositol oxygenase activity. The coding region runs from base 68 to 910 and encodes 280 amino acids. Gene Ontology annotation, cellular component: cytoplasm.
GCCACCCCCCGCCAUAAAAGCGGGGGUGCAGCAGCCACCCCGCAGCCCGGGAGCCCCCAGACCCAGCAUGAGCAGCCUGCAGGAGGGCCCCGACUCCUCCGAGGAGCCCAAACCCGGCAAGGCCAAGACCGAGCUCCGCAACUACACCGAGGGGAAGCUGAUCGACCGCGUGUACAACACCUACCUGCUCAUGCACACCCACCAGACCGUGGAGUUCGUCCGCAGGAAGAGCGCCCAGUACGGCUCCUGCUCGCUGCGGAAGAUGAGCGUGAUGGAAGCGCUGGAGCUGCUGGACCAGCUCGUGGACGAGUCGGACCCCGACGUGGAUUUCCCCAACUCCUUCCACGCCUUCCAGACGGCCGAGGGGAUCCGCCGGGCGCACCCCGACAAAGACUGGUUCCACCUCGUGGGGCUCCUGCACGACCUGGGCAAGGUGCUGGUGCUGUUCGGGGAGCCCCAGUGGGCCGUGGUCGGGGACACCUUCCCGGUGGGCUGCAAGGUGCAGAAGUCGGUGGUCUACGGGGACUCCACCUUCCACGACAACCCCGACACCAAAGACCCCCGGUACAGCACCGAGUACGGGAUGUACCAGCCCGGCUGUGGCCUGGACAACGUCCUCAUGUCCUGGGGCCACGAUGAGUACAUGUACCAAGUGAUGAAGUUCAACAACUUCGCCCUGCCCAAGGAGGCCUUCUACAUGAUUCGCUUCCACUCCUUCUACCCCUGGCACGCCCACGGCGACUACGGGCACCUGUGCUCGGAGGAGGAUCGCCGCAUGCUGCCCUGGCUCCGAGAGCUCAACAAGUUCGACCUGUACACCAAGCAGGAGGAGCUGCCCGACGUGCAGCAGCUCCGCACUUACUACCAGGGCCUCAUCGACAAAUACUGCCCGGGGCAGCUCUGCUGGUGACCCUGCACCCCGCGGGGGGACCCCGAACCCUGCCGGGCCCCCCGAACCCCGCCGGGCCCCCCGCAGCACCCCGGGCCCCGUCCUGGGGCUCUACAAUAAACCUGCUCCUGUCGCA